AUGAUCAUCCCCGUCCUCGCCGCCCUGGCCACCCAGGCCGUCGCCUCUCCCGCCGGGGCCACUACCCUCCACGCGCGCCAGUCCGCAGCCAAGGCCUACGCCUCCAACGAGAACCUCUCGCUGCGUCUCAGCGAGGUCGACCCCCCCAUCCGGGGCGCCGGCAACCCCGCGGGCGCGACGUGGGACCUGACCAUCAACGACACCCCUUCUGGCCACAAGCAGACCGUCACCGGCUUUGGAGGCACCGUCACCGACGCCACGGUCACCGUCAUCAACUCGCUGCCCGACGACCAGCGCGCCAAGCUGCUGCAGGAGCUCGUCACCUCGGACGGCGCCCACUUUGGCUUCCUGCGACACACCAUUGCCGCCUCGGACCUCAGCGGCCCCCCCGCGUACACGUACGACGACAAUGGCAACAAUGCCGACCCCAACAUGGAUGGCUUUAACCUCGGGGACCGCGGCGUCGCCAUGGCCGAGCUGCUGGCCGAGCUCAAGGGCCUCAACUCGGACGCCUACAUCCUCGGCAGCGCCUGGUCGGCCCCUGGCUGGAUGAAGCAGAACAGGCAACUGACCGGCCAGCUCGAGGGCAACAACCUCGACGGCCAGUACUACGAGGCGUACGGCCAGUACUUUGCCGAGUACCUCAACGCAUACGCCGCGCACGGCGCCCACGUCGAUGCCAUCACCAUCCAGAACGAGCCGCUCAACAGCCAGGGCGGCGGCCACGUCACCAUGUACCAGGGCGCCGACGAGGCCGCCUCGGUCACGCAGGACCACGUCGGUCCCGCCCUCGCCGCCGCCGGCCUGGGCGACGUCCAGAUCUGGGCCUACGACCACAACACGGACCGGCCCGACUAUCCCCAGACCGUCCUCGAGGGCGCGGGCGACUACGUCCAGGCGGCCGCGUGGCACUGCUACGCCAACCCGCUCGACUGGACCGUCCUGAGCGACUUUCACGACCGCUUCCCCAACAAGGCCAACCACAUGACCGAAUGCUGGACCGCGCCCUCGACGCCCUGGCACCAGUCGUCCAGCAACAUUGUCGGCCCCCUGCAGAACUGGGCCGAGACGGCCGGCAUGUGGACGCUCGGCACCUGGACGGACCAGGGCGACGGCACCUUUGGGCCCUACAUCCCCGGCGGCUGCGCCACCUGCCGCGGCCUCUUUGUCGUCGACAGGGACCAGGGCACGUACGAGCUCACCGUCGACUACUACAUGCUGGCGCAGUACAGCCGCUUCAUCCCGCGGGGCGCCGUGGUGCUGGAUGGCACGGGCAGCUACACGUACGACGACGGCACGGGGGUCCAGUCGGUGGCUACGGUGAACCCGGACGGCACGAGGACGGUCGUGGCGGAGAACAGGCUCGCGGACACUGUCUGGCUGCGCGUCGAGACGGACAGCGGCGAGACGUGGAGUGGGAGCGUGCCCGCGAACACGGUGGUGACCUGGGUGCUGCCAUGA
Emericellopsis cladophorae is the source of this 1461-nucleotide messenger RNA. RefSeq names its product Endo-1. The record is from RefSeq and is a predicted model, not a curated record. Gene Ontology annotation, molecular function: glucosylceramidase activity. The coding region runs from base 1 to 1461 and encodes 486 amino acids. Gene Ontology annotation, biological process: glucosylceramide catabolic process. NCBI's taxonomy places the organism in Eukaryota, Fungi, Ascomycota, Sordariomycetes, Hypocreales, Bionectriaceae. The transcript has a single exon.